AUUCAAUGUUAUUCACGAGUCAUAUUCAGUGUCAUACGACGAAGCAAAAUAAAAAAUUCGUUUCUUGUGUUGUUCCAUAUUCAUUGCUUCUUUACGUCGCGCUAAUAAAAUUCCCCUCCUGUUGCUCUAUAUACAAACCCCAUUUCAUAACUUCAUUAAUCAAAUCAAAGUUGAACCAAAAGCACGAUCAUUCGGCAUAAUAUAUAGUUUCAGUGUACAAUUACAUCGCUAUCAUAUUAAUACUAUCAAUGGCAGCACCACAAGUUGAUAACGAGUAUUGGGAUGAGAUAGCAAAAGCACGGGUUGAGCUUCAGAAUCUUAUAUCCAAGGAGAAUUAUAAUGCUUGGGAUCUGCUUCGUUUAGCAUAUGCAUCCCAAUUCUCAAUUGCCAAUUUUCAUCAUGCUUAUGCAGGAACUAGCACUUCUACUGAUGCUACAACAAAGAAAACUCAAUCUGCUAUUAAUAAUCUCAAAACUAAAAUGGGAAAUAGCACUUCUAUUGACGCUACAACAAAGAACACUCAAUCUGUCAAUAAUAAUCUCAAAACUGAAAUUGGAACUAGCACUUCUACUGAUGCUACAACAAAGAACACUCAAUCUGCCAAUAAUAAUCUCAAAACUGAAAUUGGAACUAGCACUUCUACUGAUGCUACAACAAAGAACACUCAAUCUGUCAAUAAUAAUCUCAAAACUGAAAUUGGAACUAGCACUUCUACUGAUACAAGAACAAUGAACACUCAAUCUGCCAAUAAUAAUCUCAAAACUGAAAUUGGAACUAGCACUUCUACUGAUGCUACGACAAAGAACACUCAAUCUGCCAUUAAUAAUCUCAAAACUGAAAUUGAAAGUAUCAAGCGCAACCACCAUGUCGAAAUAACGUAUCCCGACCUCUACCAGCUUGCUGGGGUUGUUGCACUUCACACGCUUGGUGGUCCGGUAAUUGAGUUUGUCCCUGGUAGAGAGGAUUCGACAAUUUCACCAGAUGAAGGAUGCCUUCCUGAUGUAUCUGUAAAAGGUUGACAUAACUAGUUGAUCUAUCAUUUUGAAAUCCGCGUAAUGGAUAGACGAGCUACAAAGAUUAAAAAUUUACUACUCCCUUUGUCCCAAUUUAUAUAACACACUUUUC
This is a messenger RNA of Lycium ferocissimum, 1125 nucleotides long. RefSeq names its product cell wall protein IFF6-like. Lineage: Eukaryota; Viridiplantae; Streptophyta; Magnoliopsida; Solanales; Solanaceae. The record is from RefSeq and is a predicted model, not a curated record. Gene Ontology annotation, biological process: response to reactive oxygen species; cellular response to oxidative stress; hydrogen peroxide catabolic process. Gene Ontology annotation, molecular function: peroxidase activity; heme binding. The transcript is spliced from 9 exons. Bases 249 to 1019 code for a protein of 256 amino acids.